Triticum aestivum (bread wheat) is the source of this 2652-nucleotide messenger RNA. RefSeq lists its product as uncharacterized. The transcript is spliced from 8 exons. The record is from RefSeq and is a predicted model, not a curated record. NCBI's taxonomy places the organism in Eukaryota, Viridiplantae, Streptophyta, Magnoliopsida, Poales, Poaceae. Gene Ontology annotation, biological process: intracellular protein transport; endoplasmic reticulum to Golgi vesicle-mediated transport; retrograde vesicle-mediated transport, Golgi to endoplasmic reticulum. Gene Ontology annotation, cellular component: COPI vesicle coat. Bases 402 to 2633 code for a protein of 743 amino acids. Gene Ontology annotation, molecular function: protein binding.
UCUGGUCAAACAUGGUUAAGUUAUAGAGCGAAUAUUCAUACAACUUCACAUGGCCUCCAUAGUGUGGAUUGUGUCAAGAUUGCCUACAGGCGAAGUCAGAGUUGUUUGCUCAUUGUUUAGGGAUGGCGGUGACGCCUUCUUGGGGAGGAAUGAUGAUGAUGACACCUGCGUGCUGUAUCGAUGAGAUCCUCUUUACAGUGGUAUGCAAGGGGUAUCUUAAGUGUGCUGCUCAACGAUUGUGAUGAUUUUUCAUCCGAUUUUUCAUAAUUAACUGGGCAAUCUGGUUUUCGCUCGGUUUUUCCUAAUUAACCGAACAACUCUUUUCUUCUUAAUGAAUAAAGAAAUCCAGCCAUUUCAAUAGAACAAUAAUAGAAGGGCCACAACAAUUGCGGGCCACGGAUAUGUUGAAGAUACAGACUGCCACCACAUGGGGAGAGGUAAAGGGUAGCGACAGAAGCGAGAUAAACCCCAAACAGUUGGGACACAUGGAGCACGGGGUGAUCCUAUCUGGUGCCAUCCACCCAUCUAGUGCCACAAUGAAACCCAAGAUCCUAUGCAGCCCCGACGAAGUUGAAUUAGUAUGUUCCAUAGAUAUGCAUCCCACAGAACCAUGGAUCUUGAUGAGUCAUGGGCUCAAAGUUUCCAUCUGGAACUACCAAACACAGGUAAUAGAGAGAGACUUUAAUGUCAGCAACAAAGGUUGCGGCCUACAUGACCCAGUCGAGGUUACACCUGUUAAAUUUAUCCCCGAGGUGAAAUCGAUUGUGAUGGGCGAUAUUCGUGGCCACAUCCGCGUGAUCAGAUAUGAUACGAUGGAAGAAAAGGUUAACUUUGAUGCUCACAAUGGCAAUGCUAUCGAAUCAUUGGCAGUCCGCUCAACUGGUACGUUCCUGCUAUCGGCGGGUUAUUCCGGCAUGAUCAAGCUAUGGAAAUGGGAAAAUGGUUUGAGUUUGAUUGAAUAUAAAAAAUAUGAUGCUGGUUCUCGCACGGUGACCCAACUCAGGUUUAACGCAAACACUUUUCUUAGUUUUCAAGUGUCUGGCAUGAUAAAGGUCUGGUCAAUUGAUUGUCCCUGCCCUAUCGCCAUAAUACCUGCAAGACCGUGGUCAAAUGAAUCAUGGGGUCUUUGCAAACCAUUUGAUUAUCUUCCCACUGAGAGUGAUCGGAAAUAUAUGAUUACAACUACAAGGAAUGACACAUGCAUAUGGAACUUGGAUUUCCCGAAAAAAGAAAAAAGAAAGAUAUGGAACUUGGAGACAAAGGUGAACUUGGAGAUAAAGGUGAAUAAGGUUCACACACUUGCUUGGACAAAUGUCGUGGCAGUCGCUUGCCAUCCAACACUUCCGUUGAUAGUUAUAGUUACUGGGCACAGCCUGGGAACCUCAUCUCUUCACUUUUGGAGCUCUAUCAACUACAGGCUUGUGAAAACCAUUAACAUUGAGAGGACUUUCGGCUGGAUUAAAGAGUUUGGAUUUGCGGGCACAACAAGGCUCGUUGUCAUAUAUGGGCAAAAACCAUCUCAAAAGGAUAUAUAUGGGCAAUGGCUGCCAUAUAUAUGCAAUGAAAGAAUAGAAGUCCUGGAAAUAGAUAUGAAAGCAUUAGCAUGUCAGCAGGAAAAAGAUUGGACAUCAACAACGGUUCCACUAGUGGAGACUUCAGAUCAAGCAGCAACUGAUACCGACGGAGAUACCAGUACCUGCAGGGAUAGUUCCUGCAGAGACUCGGCUAGUGGUUACACCAGCAGUUCAGCGGUCCAACCAGCCAAGACUUAUGUGAACGAGAAUAAAGAAGCAAAACCUGCUGUCAUAUAUGGGCAAAGCCCAUCUCAAAACACAAAUUAUGGGAAAAUGCUGCCAUAUAUAUGCAAUGAACGACUAGAAGUCCCGGAAAUUGAUAUGAAAACAUCAGCAUGUCAGCGGGAACAAGAUAUGGCACCAACAGCGGUUCCACCGGUGGAGACUUCAGCUUCAGCAGUGACAAACACUGAGAGAGAUAGUACCUGCAGCAAUAGUUUCUGCAGAGACUCGGCCAAUAGUUACACCAACAGUUCAGCUGUCCAACCGGCCAAGACUGAUAUGAGCGAGGAUAAAGAAUCACAACCUACAACCAUAUAUGGGCAAAGGCUGCCAUUUAUAUGCAAUGGCAGAAUAGAAGUCCCGGAAAUUAAUAUGGAAACAUUAGAAUGCCAGCAGGAAAAAGAUAAGACAUCAACAACGAUUCCACCAGUGGAGACUUCAGCUCCAGCCACGACUGAUACUGACAGAGAUACCAGUACCUGUAGAAACAGUUCCUUCACAGACUCGGCCGACAGUUCAGCGCUACAACCGGAAAAGACCGAUGUGAGUGAGGAUAAAGAAGCAAAACCUACCACUACUAAACAACCUGCAGCGGAGGAAGCUGAGCAGAUGGAGCCUGAGGUUCUCCCCAAAGCAUUCAUUUCUAAUGUUUUUCCGUCAGAAAUGGAGAAGCUACACCAAGAGAAUGUUCUGCUGAGAGGAGAGGUCAAGGAAUUGCGUGAUGAAGUGAAUGUUUUGAUGAAGGUAGCCAAAGGAAGUGAUGACAAGAUCAACCACCUGCUCAUUUUGGCCUGUCUAAUAAUGUUUUUCAGUGGUUUGGUGGCAAACUGGAAGUGAUAAGAAUAAGAUAGCGGUU